Messenger RNA from Trematomus bernacchii (emerald rockcod), 4057 nucleotides. RefSeq lists its product as uncharacterized. Gene Ontology annotation, biological process: DNA replication. Gene Ontology annotation, molecular function: DNA-directed DNA polymerase activity; nucleotide binding; DNA binding. The transcript is spliced from 3 exons. The coding region runs from base 503 to 4057 and encodes 1184 amino acids. NCBI's taxonomy places the organism in Eukaryota, Metazoa, Chordata, Actinopteri, Perciformes, Nototheniidae. The record is from RefSeq and is a predicted model, not a curated record.
UUAAAAUCAAAAUAUGGUUUUUAUUCAUUUUUUACCUGAUGUAUAAAUUGUCCAUAGUAACGUUUUAUAUACCUGCUCUUUUGCUACAAGGUAAUGGAAUCUACAGCAUAAGCCAUUCAUCGGUAAAACAACGGGGGGAGAGAUCUCUGACGUGUGAAAUCGAGGGUGUCCCCAGUCCCAGAUAGGAGCAUCCCUCUACCUCUGUCACGCCACGUUCGAGGCGACCCCCAACACCACUGCAGUCUGAGCGCCAGGCAUAUUUUUGAGCUUCUCAGUGUGGCCUAGAACAGCUCUGGAUGACCCCAUCCCAAACACACUCCAAACGAGGUGCCAUACAGAUCUGCCUCGCGAGCACAGCGCUGCGACCGUCAACUUUAUGGUUACACCAACUGAAUAAGCUGGAGGCGUUUGAUAGCGGUGUGGUUUUCUUCAGCAGUGAGAAAUGUAUUUUUGAUUUCCUUUCUAUUUUCUUGUGAUGGGAUGAUUUCAUAAACGGUCAAACAUGGGUGAUUUAGCAGCUACAGAAACGUCGUUUCUGCAUUGUUUGAAUGAUAUAAUCCCCCUAAGCGAAAAUGAAUACAUAUAUAGUGAAAUGUCAUUUCCUCAGUGUUCAAACAAUAUUAGCGAAUUGAAUGACGAAGAACUAGAUGUAAACGACCAUUCCUCCCCCUCGGAAACAAACUCAUGCUAUCCACCAACAUUAGAUAGCGCACUGGAGGUAGUUUUAGACAGCCAGCAAAACUAUGAAGCAGACCUUGUGGUUUUAAAUCAGCACGCAGACAAAGUACCUCUGUCUUCAGUUCUAACUCCUCCUAACGAUGAAGCAGACGUUAUAUAUGAUUCAACAGAUAGAGAAACGUCAUUUAAUCAAUGUUUGAAUAAUAUAAGUGGCCUAAGCGAUGAUGAUUAUACGUAUGAUGAAAUGUCAUUUCCUCAGUGUUCAGACAAUAUUAACGAUCUAAGUUAUGACGAGCUAGUUGUAAACGAACCUACCAACCCCUCAGAAACAAACUCUAGCUAUCCAAUAACAUUUGAUGGCAUUCUGGAAUGGGUGUUAGAUUGCUACCAAAACUCUGACGCAUAUCCUGGUCUGGUGCAUUUAAAUCAGCUCGCAGACGAAGUCCGUGUGUCAAAUAAUGUUAGCGAGGCCCCCGUUAAUGCUGAAUCAGCAGCUUCCUCUGUGGAAGAUGGCGGGUACAUUGACGACAGUAUGGAUGUUUCAGAAGCAUCAGUUUCCUCUGUGCAAACCGGUGGAUACAUUAUCGACGAUGACAGUAUGGAUGCUUCAGAAGCAGCAGUGUCCCCCGUGCAAAACGGUGUACACAAUGAUCAAAACAGCAUCCCGAAUGCUCCCGAGGUAGCAGGCCCGUCGUUACAAAAUGGUGGAAAUGCUAAUGACAGUCGGAAUGCUUCAACACGUGUUGUGUCUCGACCUGUAUUCAAUAACAUAGAACUGAGUCAGUCUUUAGUCCUACCCCGUCCUAGCGCCGAGGCAGAUUACACAUCGUAUCACGUUAGUAUGAUGGCCAGUGUACAUGAGAUGCUGGAUGAGGCUUUUUUACUAACAAAUAGGGAAGAUCUUGUACAGAUUGAGUUAAGGGGGGAGCAACUGCAAGGUAACGUGUCAGCCAUUUUGAAUGCCAACCACGACAGUAAUCUGAAUGAUUUUGAUGAAGCGCUCUUCAACGCAGUGCAGUCAAAUUGGGCUGUAAUGGCAGAUAGCGAUCUUGAAUUAGUGGUGCAAAUUGUUCAAUCCCCUCGGGGUGGUGGGGAGAAACGAUUGGCUGGUAAAAUGUUGGACAAUGAAAUUGUUAAAAAGAAGAAGCGUUUUCUUUACAUUGUUCACAACCCCGUCAACCAGCUGUGUUUUGCUAUUAAUUUAGCACUGUUGCUGCAUGACAACCUCACUGAUAACGAAGGUUUUGAACGCGGUAGAGAGAUUCAGAGGGGGGUGGGUUUGACAGACCAGACAGCGGUGACAUUCACUGACAUUGAGAAAUUCGAAGAGAGUUUAAAAUGCAAGAUUGUGGUUUUUUACAGAGGCGAUGGAGAUCGGACCCUCUGUAAAUUCCAGACAGACGGUCCCAAAAGAGAUAAAACUGUGUUUUUAUUUCUCCUCGAAAACCAUUACUAUGGGAUUAAGAACUUGAAGGGUUUUCUAGGCGCCUCCUUUGUCUGUGAACACUGCUACACCGGCUACAACUCACGAUGGUUUCAUUCAUGUAAAGGCCAUUGUUUUGUCUGUCUUGACCCCUCAUGUACUCUGGAUGAGUUUAAACCCAUCUUUUGUAAAGACUGUAACAAAACUUGCCGUACGGUCGGCUGUCAUGCUCGACAUAAAAAACAGACACAGAGAGCAUCAGCCAUUGCCAGUAACUGCGAUUUACACAAAAAGUGUGUAGAUUGUCAACUUUCUUACUACAUUCCCAAGAGUAGUGCAGAUAAAACACACAAGUGUAUGGUGAAAAAAUGUAAGAUAUGUAACGAAAAGCUGCCCUCUGCUUCAACAGGCGAGUGUGUAGAACAUCUGUGUUACAUUGGUGUGUUACCCCAAGAGACAGAGCACAACGACCACAUCGUGUUUUAUGAUUUUGAAACAAUGGCGGGGGCAGACGGUGUACAUGUCCCCUUCCUGGUGUGUACAAAAACCCUGGCAGGCGAAACUUGGGUCGCUGAGGGCACCGACUGUGCACUGCAGUUUCUGGCCCACUUUAGACUCCCUAAAUUCAAGAAUGCAAACUUCAUUGCUCACAAUGCCAAGGGUUUUGACAGCUAUCUCAUUAUCAAUGCAAUGAUUGAACAAGGGUUAAAACCAUCUUUGGUAAUGCAGGGAAGCCUCUACCCGCUAGGCCACCCUCAGAUCAUCUUCCGAGAUUUCAAAGAUCCUCAGAGUUAUUUCGGGUUAAUCAGAGCUACCGUAGAACCUCCCAGGGGUCUUUACUUUCCAGUUCUGCCUUACAAAACUGCAGCGGGUAAACUUGUGUUCACCCUCUGUCGUACAUGCGCUGAGCUUAACAACCAACAGGGGCCCUGCACGCACAGCAAAGAGGAAAGAGCAUUAACAGGAGUAUGGGUGACAACAGAAUUCAACAAGGCUCUGGACAUGGGUUACAAGCUGACUCAGAUCACAGAGGUGUGGCAUUUUGAGAACAAAAGUGACAGCAUUUUUGUAGAUUAUAUACACACAUUCUUGAAGGGUAAACAAGAAGCAUCUGGUUAUCCUUCAGAAGCAACAGAUGAUGAGAGCAGACAAAAGUAUGUGACAGACUACCAUGCUAAUCAAGGCAUACAGCUCGACGCAGCUAAAAUCACAUCAAACCCAGCCAAAAGACAAGUGUCAAAGCUAUGUCUCAACAGUUUCUGGGGUAAAUUUGCUCAGAGAAGCAAUCUGACACAGACUAAGAUUGUGACCAAACCAGAAGAAUUUCUUAACCUCUUGUUUUCAGCUAAACAUAAGGUUAAGUAUUUCUCAUUCACCAAUGACAGGACAGCUCUGGUCCAAUGGUGUUAUGACGACGAUGGUCACUCCCCUCCCAACAAGGUGGAUAACAUAUUCAUUGCAGCAUUCACCACGGCCUAUGCCAGGCUAAAACUGUACAGCGAAUUGGAGAAAUUGCAGCACAGAGUCUUCUACUACGACACAGAUAGUAUCAUAUAUGUAACAAGACCUGGAGAGACUCCACUUCCGAUGGGGGUUUAUCUGGGGGAUCUUACAGACGAGCUGGGCGGUGAUACAAUCAAAGAGUUUGUUUCUGCAGGUCCUAAAAGUUAUGCAUACCAAACCAAAAAUCAGAAAAAGGUUGUAAUGCGAGUGAAAGGGAUUACACAGACGCAUGAGUGCUGUGAACGGGUGAACUUUGACAGUCUUACAGAGCUGGUGGAAGGCUACGUUCAAAACACUGAGAGGGGGCGGGUUCUCGAGGUCCCACAACACAACAUUGUACGAAAUAAAGAGGGUUUCGUUUUGAGAAAUGUGUCAUUCACCAAAAAGUUCAGAGUGGUGUUUGAUAAAAGACGUCUGUUAGACGGAGGAGAUACUUUGCCUUUUGGGUAUUGA